AAGACGCCCAGGCACGUCGCGCGCGCGGCAGCGGAGCACUGCGGGGGACAGCGGCUGUUGCUCGGGGAUGAUGUAAUGUUGCUCCGGAUGGCGGUGUGCGCCAGGCUCUGCGGAGCGGGACAGUCGCGGCGCUGCAGGCGGCGGCAGAGGCACAGCCAGCCGCAUCGGGACAGCGACUCUGACAUGGACAUGGACGAGGAGGAGGAAGAGGAGAGGGUCGUGGGCAAACCGAAAGACGAGUCCGAUUGCGGCAGCAGCUGUCACAGCAGCGGAGCCGGUGUCCUCGGGCCGCCGCGCCCGCAGUCACUGCUGGAUCUUCCGCCGGAGCUCCUGGUGGAGAUCUUCUCCUCUCUGCCCGGCGCUGCGCUGCCCAACCUGGCGCUGGUGUGCAAGAAAUUCAGGCAGAUCCUGAACACGGAAACGAUCUGGAGGAGGAGAUGUACCGAGGAAUUCGGUAUGAGAGAUGACCUGCGGAAGAUGGAGAUCGUGGGCAUGUCGAGCCGAGAUCUGUAUGUGAAACGUGUGAACCCGCAGGUGAAGUCGGGACGCUUUAUGAAGCUCCUCCCUGAUUAUGAGCACAUGGACUAUCGGGACGUGUACACACACUUGUUAUAUCCUUAUAGAAACAUCCUGGGCCUCUGGCAGCCUGAUAUCGGGCCCUAUGGAGGACUGCUGAAUGUGGUGGUUGACGGGCUGUUCAUCAUAGGCUGGAUGUAUUUACCGCCCCAUGAUCCCCGUGUGGAGGACCCCAUGCGUAGACGGCCGCUCUUCCGCAUUCAUAUGUGGGAGAAAAACAAAGCCAUGGUAGAAUGCAUGUAUGGACACAAGGGCCCUCAUAAAGGAGACAUCCAGACUGUGAAGAAAGAUGAAUUUUCCACCAAAUGCAACCAGACCGAUCACCAUCGAAUGCCUGGAGGAAGGCAAGAGGAGUUCAGAACGUGGUUGGAGGAUGAAUGGGGAAGAACACUGGAGGACAUUUUCCACGAGCACAUGCAGGAGUUGAUCCUCAUGAAGUUCAUUUACACCAGCCAAUACGAUAAUUGCCUGACGUACCGGCGGAUUUAUCUGCCCCCGUGCCUCCCGUCAGACCUGCUGAAGCCGGGCCUCUUCAAAGGGACGUACGGCAGUCACGGCCUGGAGAUCAUCAUGCUGAGCUUCCACGGCUCCAAGGCCAAAGUCACCAAACUUACCGGUGACCCCAAUGUCCCAGCAGGUCAGCUGACGUUAGAAAUUGACCUGAACCGGCCGCUGCGUCUGCCGGACCUGGAGCACCAGCGGAGCAUGGAAGAGCUCUCUCGUCUGGUGCUGGGGGUGCACGAGGAGGUCCAGAGGGGUCUACAGGCCCAGGACGCCCCACCAGAGCCUGCAGAGGCAGCAGAGGGCUCAGAUACGGCUCCCCCUGCUGGAGUGGAGGACGUGGAGCUGGGAGCUGCUGCCUGCAGCUCUGCAUCUGAAGCGCAGCCGUUUGUGCUGCCUCUGGGAGUCAUGGCCCGUAAUGAAGUGUAUCCUCGCACCUGCAAGAUGUGUUUUUAUGGAACAGGCCUGAUCGCCGGCCACGGCUUCACGAGUCCAGAGCGCACGCCGGGGCUGUUCAUCCUGUUCGAUGACGACCGCUUUGGCUUCAUCUGGCUGGAGCUCAAGUCCUUCAGUCUGUACAGUCGGCUGACCGACCAGCUGUCCCACGCUCAGGCCCCCAGCAUGGAGCGCUUCGAGGCCAUGCUCCGCAACAUGCAGUCAUGGACAUCCUGAUAGCAAACCUCACACUACCUUUCUCAUCAGGCACAUCCUCUGCUGACACACACACACACACACACACACACACUUCUGCUCGCAUCCGCACAGGUGUAUUUAAGCCACAUGCCCAUACAGUAUUUAUAUCAGGCCUUUCUUAUCAGCUUUUUAAUUAAUUUAUUUUUGUAACCUGGAAAUGGCGAUGAAGACGACAACAAUGUGAACAUCCGCAUAUAAAUAAUCUUAGAAGUGUUUGUCCUCAGUGUGGCAACAUCUGCGGUUGCUUUUAAAUGAUUUUAUUCAGUUUAUUUCUUUAGUUAUAUUAGAAGUCCACACCAUAUUUGGAAAGACUUCCAUUUUUUUUUCCGCCAGUGUUCACUGAAAACCAAUGACUUCCAGCCGCUUUGUCACUGCAAAUGUUGUCAGUUUUAUCACAUCCUUUAACAUUUACACUA
Carassius auratus (goldfish) is the source of this 2186-nucleotide messenger RNA. RefSeq names its product F-box only protein 31-like. The coding region runs from base 76 to 1749 and encodes 557 amino acids. Gene Ontology annotation, cellular component: SCF ubiquitin ligase complex. The transcript is spliced from 10 exons. Gene Ontology annotation, biological process: SCF-dependent proteasomal ubiquitin-dependent protein catabolic process. The record is from RefSeq and is a predicted model, not a curated record. Lineage: Eukaryota; Metazoa; Chordata; Actinopteri; Cypriniformes; Cyprinidae. Gene Ontology annotation, molecular function: protein binding.